Messenger RNA from Chenopodium quinoa (quinoa), 1065 nucleotides. Its product is annotated as gibberellin 3-beta-dioxygenase 4-like. The coding region runs from base 1 to 1065 and encodes 354 amino acids. NCBI's taxonomy places the organism in Eukaryota, Viridiplantae, Streptophyta, Magnoliopsida, Caryophyllales, Amaranthaceae. The transcript has 3 exons. Gene Ontology annotation, biological process: response to light stimulus; gibberellin biosynthetic process. The record is from RefSeq and is a predicted model, not a curated record. Gene Ontology annotation, molecular function: gibberellin 3-beta-dioxygenase activity.
AUGUCUCUUCUUUCAAAUGCUGACAAGGAUCAUCUUAUGCAGCAACGCCUUAUUGUUCCUAUAGAUUUUAGCUCAAUCCAAAGGGUUCCUGAAUCUCAUAUAGGGGCACAAUGUUUUGACGAUUCAAAAAUCAACCCUGAUAAUGAGAAAUCGGGGGCUUCAAUCUCUAUUCCAAUAAUUGAUCUUGAAGAUCCUAAGGCUUUAGGCCUCAUUUUUAAUGUGUGUGAGACAUGGGGGAUGUUUCAAGUCAUAAAUCAUGGGGUUUCUAAGGAGUUAUUAGAUCAAGUCGAGUUUCAAACCAAAAAAUUAUUCAAUCUUCCAUUUGAGAAAAAGAUGAAGGUUUUACGAGCCCCUGGUGAAGAUACUGGAUAUGGUUAUCCUAGACUUGCUUUAUUCUUCAGCAAGCAAAUGUGGAAUGAAGGGUUCACUAUCAUGGGUAACUCUUAUCAUCAUCACCCUAAGAAACUUUGGCCUAAUAGUUUUGAAAGUUUUUGUGAAGUGAUAUUUGAGUACCAGACAAAGAUGAAUGACCUUGGUGACAAACUCAAGAGUUUGAUUUUCAAAUCACUUAACAUUCCUACACCUGAAGAAGCUACACUUAAAGACCAUAAUUAUGCAAUUCAUCUCAACUCGUACCCGCCAUGCCCUGAUUCAUCCCAAACAAUGGGCAUAGGGCCCCACACAGAUACUCUCCUCUUUACAAUCCUCCACCAAAGUGGCAAUGCAAGUGGACUCCAAGUAUACAAAGACGAAUUUGGUAGUGGGUGGGUCUCAUUCAACCCACAUCCAGGUGCUUUGGUGGUAAAUGUGGCAGACCUUUUACACAUAAUUUCAAAUGUAAGAUUUCCAAGUGCAAUUCAUAGGGCAGUUGUCAACAAUAAACAAAAACAAAGGUUAUCCUUUGCAUACUUUUAUGGCCUUCCAGUAGACUUUGAAGUCUCUCCCUUUUUGGACUAUCCAAAUUGUGAGGGUCUUAAAUUUAAGCCUAUAAAGGUGAAAGAAUAUGCAAUCCUUAAGUUGAAGUACUUAGAUUUGGCACUCUCCUUUGUUAGGAAAAGUGGCUAG